UCCAUAAAAUCCCAUUGAUCUCCAACGAAAUUCCAAAUCUCUUUUCUUCUCCAGACCAUUCUAAGAUACCCUUUCCUUCAGCUUUUGUCUAUUAGACUGAGAUACUUCACCAUAAUCUUAACGACUUAAUCAAUACUUUGAAUGUAAGUUUGGAUCAACCAUGUCAUUUUGCGUUUGAAGCAUCUUUCGACCCAGGAUCAGAAACUGUUCUGGGAGCUCAGCCUCGAGGGAAAAGAGCUUCGAUCUCUUUUCACACCCGGCUGUAUUCUUACGAUCGUUACUUGCAAGAUCAAGAAGCUUGUAUAGCAUCAAUUUCUUAUCAAGAAAACUAUGCUGACAUACCAUCUUCCCAUAGUUUCUCCAAUUACACAUUGUCAAUCACAAAUAUGGCUGGCGAAACUUUCGAGUUCCAAGCUGAGAUUUCUCAGUUGCUCUCUCUCAUCAUCAACACAGUUUACUCAAACAAGGAGAUCUUCUUAAGAGAACUUGUUUCUAACUGUUCCGAUGCUCUCGACAAGAUCCGUUAUGAGGCUCUCUCAGAUCCCUCCAAGCUCGAUAGCGGCAAAGAUCUCCGCAUCGAUAUUAUCCCAGACAAGGAGAACAAGACCCUUACCAUCCGCGAUACCGGUAUUGGUAUGACCAAGGCUGUAAGUGUCUUCACAGUUGAACACUCAAGAUGAUCUGCUAACAAAUGCAUAGGAUCUCGUCAACAACCUCGGUACGAUUGCACGAUCUGGUACCAAGCAAUUUAUGGAAGCUCUCACCGCAGGUGCUGAUAUCUCUAUGAUUGGUCAAUUCGGUGUUGGUUUCUACUCCGCCUACCUCGUUGCAGACAGAGUUACUGUCGUCUCGAAAAACAACGAUGAUGAACAAUACAUUUGGGAAUCCAGUGCCGGAGGAACUUUUACCCUUACUCACGAUUCCGAGGGUGAGCAACUCGGCCGUGGUACCAAGAUCAUUCUUCACUUGAAGGAUGAGCAAUUGGAUUACUUGAACGAGUCAAAGAUCAAGGAGGUCAUUAAGAAGCAUUCAGAGUUCAUCUCCUACCCAAUCUAUCUCCACGUUGCCAAGGAGACUGAGACUGAAGUUCCAGAUGAGGAGGCUGAAGAGACCAAGGAGGAGGAUGAUGAGAAGAAGGCCAAGAUCGAGGAGGUUGAUGAUGAGGAAGAGAAGAAGCCAAAGACCAAGAAGGUCAAGGAGACCAAGAUCGAGGAGGAAGAGCUCAACAAGCAAAAGCCAAUCUGGACCAGAAACCCCGCCGACAUCACCCCAGAGGAGUAUGGUUCAUUCUACAAGUCCCUCUCCAACGACUGGGAAGAUCACUUGGCCGUCAAGCACUUCUCUGUUGAGGGUCAACUCGAAUUCCGUGCCAUCCUUUUUGUUCCAAAGCGUGCUCCUUUCGAUCUUUUCGAGACCAAGAAGACCAAGAACAACAUCAAGCUUUACGUUCGUCGUGUCUUCAUCACUGAUGAUGCCACUGAUCUCAUCCCCGAAUGGUUGAGCUUCGUUAAGGGUGUUGUUGACUCCGAAGAUCUCCCACUUAACUUGUCUCGUGAAACUCUCCAACAAAACAAGAUCAUGAAGGUUAUCAAGAAGAACAUCGUCAAGAAGGUUCUUGAGCUCUUCCAAGAAAUCUCCGAGGACAAGGAGCAAUUCGACAAGUUCUACUCUGCUUUCUCCAAGAACAUCAAGCUCGGUAUCCAUGAGGAUUCCCAAAACAGAGGAGUUCUUGCCAAGCUUCUCAGAUUCAGCUCCACCAAGUCUGGUGAUGACAUCACCUCUCUCUCUGACUACGUUACCCGUAUGCCAGAGCACCAAAAGAACCUCUACUACAUCACUGGCGAGUCCCUCAAGGCUGUUCAAAAGUCACCAUUCCUCGACUCCCUCAAGGCCAAGAACUUCGAGGUUCUUUUCUUGGUUGACCCCAUUGAUGAGUACGCCAUGACCCAACUCAAGGAGUUCGAGGGUAAGAAGCUUGUUGAUAUCACCAAGGACUUCGAGCUCGAGGAGACCGAUGAGGAGAAGAAGACACGUGAGGAAGAAGAGAAGGAAUUUGAGGGUCUUGCCAAGGCUCUCAAGAACGUUCUCGGUGACAACGUUGAGAAGGUUGUUGUCAGCCACAAGCUUGUCAACGCUCCUUGUGCUAUUCGCACCGGUCAAUUUGGUUGGUCUGCUAACAUGGAGCGUAUCAUGAAGGCACAAGCUCUCCGCGAUACCUCCAUGUCAUCAUAUAUGUCUUCUAAGAAGACUUUCGAAAUCUCUCCUAAAUCAUCAAUCAUCAAGGAGUUGAAGAAGAAGGUUGAGGCUGAUGGUGAAAAUGAUCGUACUGUUAAGUCGAUCACUCAACUCUUGUUUGAGACUUCCCUUCUCGUUUCUGGUUUCACCAUCGAGGAGCCAGCUGGAUUCGCUGAGCGUAUUCACAAGCUUGUCUCACUCGGGUUGAAUGUUGAGGAGGAGCCAGAAACCACCGAAGAGGCCGCCGCCACUGAGACAACUUCGGAUGCACCAGUUGAGAGUGCUAUGGAGGAGGUCGACUAAAUUCAAAAAGUGGCUGGGUUUUCGGGACAGUGGAGUUUUAAUGGUUGGGUUUUCGGACAUGCAUUGAGCCUGUUACUAUUUCUCUUUUGAUGCUCUUAUUUUCUCUCCCACGUGGCCUUCAUACAUGAGGCAUAAUCUUAAAAAAGUACUUUGUGAUAAACAUUGCGCAUUAAGAUAAAGAGGAAAGAGAUAGCAGAAUACAAAAUAUUUCGUGUAACAUCUGUGUGUUCAGUUGAUUUGCUUUGGAGUGACAAUACAAUUCUCACAUUUUAUCGUGAGCGACAA
Molecule: messenger RNA, 2823 nt
Organism: Sclerotinia trifoliorum
Lineage: Eukaryota; Fungi; Ascomycota; Leotiomycetes; Helotiales; Sclerotiniaceae
Source: the annotation of a GenBank genome assembly